AUGUCAUCGAAUUCUUAAUAAAACCAACUUGUUCCUUCAUUAAUAACUCCCAAAGAAUCCAUGUUUAAAGGAAGUCUGAAAGUCAAAACCACAUUGUAAACUCCUCCAUAAUAAUAAUCAAACCCACAAUAUAUAACUCAGGACACAUAAAAGAAAGCUAGCUCCCCUCCUGUUUCCAUUAUUGAUUCAGCUCAUAAUCAGUAAAGUCAAAUUAUGGAAUUCCCCUUGGAUUAGCAUAAUGUAGACUAAAAUGUAGAAAUCAAAAUUGAUGUUGCACAAGUUAAGAAAGCUACCUCUGGUUUUAGUUUUCUUUAAAAGGCUAAAUAGGAAACAUCCUAAUCAACAGAUGAAUCAACCUAAGAUCAAAAUGAAAGUUUUAUAGUAUGUGGAAUGAAUAGUCAACAAAAUUCUACAUAAAUAUAUCCUCAGGAUUAAAUUGUCUUUUCUUUUCAAAAUAAUGAAAUGACCAACUAAUAAGCAAGCGAAGGCUAUUAAUAAUCAUAAGUCAACACUAACCAUUCCACCCUCGAGUAGAAGGAUGUACAAUAAAUCACUGAUGCUUAAAAUUACAAAAACUUAAUUUAAAAUAUGCACACUCAAAUCGAUGGCUCCCACCUUGAACAAUAUUCAACUUUAAUAAAGUAGUUACACUGUUUUUAAUAGGAAAAGGACUAAAGGAAGUGUGAAAUAUUUUUACAACAGUAAAAAAUAGAAUCCUUGAUAUCUUUGAACCAUUAAUAAUUAAACAAUUUUCAGAAUCAACUAAAUUAAAUAUUUGUUGAGUAAUAGACAUUUGCUUCACCUGAAUAAGUUGAAAUUUCCUUAUAAGAGUAAUAUGUUUAAAUUUAAAAUACAAUUUAAAAAAUAGAAGAGGAAAUUAAAAUUUAUGAAUUUGAAUUUAACAAUUUCUAAAAUGAAAAGCUAAAAAUCAAAUCAGAAGAAUUAAAAUACUAUAACAUUACCGAUUAAAAAUUGGAUGAAAUUGAAAACUUUCAUUUGAAAUAUAUCGAUUAAUACUAAUAAGAAGGUUCAUCUUAAAUUAAAAGAUUAUUGCAAAUUCUUGAUGAGGAGAAUGAAAGGCUCAAAAUUUAAUAGAUUCACAUAGACAUUGAUUAUAAGCAUUUAGAUGAAGAAGAAUAACAUUUAAAUUAAAUAAUGGAUAAUCAAACUAAAGAUUAUAGGGUAUCUUAGGAUCUUCUAUUGCAAAAGAAAUUAAGUUUAAACUCUGAAAUAACAUAACUGUAAUUGAUGUUGAGUUAAAAGAUCUUAGACUUGUAGCUCACAGAUUAAGAAUUAAUUUAAACAAAAGAUAAGAUAUAAUAAGUUUAAUAGAAAUUUAAUCAACAAUUAGGAAAAGUUUAGAAUAAAAGAACAAAAUUACUUGAUGAAUUAAAAGGGUUAAGUGUAGAAAAACUAUCAAUUGAAAACUUAGAAAAUGAAUGUAUCAAAAGAUAAUUAGAUUACAAAAAUAAACUUUAGGAUUUAUAAGAUUCUUUGAAUAUCAUCAAAGAAAAAAGAUCUAAUCUUUUAGAGAAUACUAACUUGAUACCAGUUUAAUGUUAAGAAGAAAUAAAAAUAUUUCAUAAGUAUUAAGUAUAAAAGUAAGUCAGUUUCAGCCUAUUAUAAGAGUUAUAAUAGGUUUAAAGAUAAAUUGAUGGAUUAAAAUACCAAAGAAACAUUAGUUAGUAAUAAUUGCAUGAAAUUUUAAAUUAAAAAAGUGAACUUCAAAUUAAGCUACCGAAAAUGAUUGAUUGUAAAGCACAAUUUGUUUAAAAUAAAAAUUUUAAAGGUGCUGCACAGAUCAAUGAACAAAUAAAGGAAGUAUAAAAGUAAAUAAUUCUCUUUGAAAAUAAUAUUUCUCAAAAUUAAUAAAAAGAAUCAUAGCUCCUCCAAUAAAUAGAUGAUAUUGAAGAUACUUUAUUACUUAAAUAAUAGUAGUUCAAGUAAUUGAAUUAGGUUACUGAAAUUCUAAGAUAUUAAUUUUAAGAAUUAAAGUUGAAAUAAAUUUAAUAAUUAGGAUUCUAAGGACUGUCUUCUUUAAUUUAAGAGAUAAGUAGUGAAUUAAAAUUAUUAUAACAAAAGAAUGAGGAUAUGCUUAAUUCAAAUAAAAAAUUUUCUUAAGACAUUCCAAUAGAUAUAACUGGAGAGGAAUAAUUAGGAUAGAAUAAUUAAAGAAUCGAUAAGGAUAGUAUUCAUAAAUAGUAGUUGCUCAAUUAAGAAAAUGAUUAUCCUGAGAUACAAUAAUAAAUCUAGUAAUUAAAAGAAAAAGUAAUUAAAUAUGCAAAAGAAGAUCAAUUUUAAUUGGCCCAUCAAAUAUAAUAAUAAUUAAAUGAGUUUUAAAAUGAAGCUUUAAGGUUGGAUUGUGGGGUAAAAAGAAAAUUGGAAAUUGAUUCACAAGAGAGGUUAAUUUAUUGA
Paramecium tetraurelia is the source of this 2415-nucleotide messenger RNA. RefSeq lists its product as uncharacterized. The transcript is spliced from 4 exons. The record is from RefSeq and is a predicted model, not a curated record. Lineage: Eukaryota; Ciliophora; Oligohymenophorea; Peniculida; Parameciidae.